UUUUAUUCCAGCAUAAUUAUGAAAAAUUCCAAAAAGAAGCCACGUAAAAAUGCAAACAAGCGAAAGGACACCACUCCUGUCGACGAGGACGUCGCUUCCCGACAAAAGGAAACUAUUCAAUUGCUUCAUGAAUACAACGACCUCAAGGAUGCGACGCAAAUUGUCCUGGGAGCUUUGGCCACAAUGAAAGGGGUUCCCGUUCGAUCACUUCACGCCUCCUACAACCUUCCAAUCGACGAAUAAAAUAUGCU
Drosophila bipectinata is the source of this 251-nucleotide messenger RNA. RefSeq names its product DNA repair protein SWI5 homolog. Lineage: Eukaryota; Metazoa; Arthropoda; Insecta; Diptera; Drosophilidae. The record is from RefSeq and is a predicted model, not a curated record. Gene Ontology annotation, biological process: double-strand break repair via homologous recombination. Gene Ontology annotation, cellular component: Swi5-Sfr1 complex; Swi5-Swi2 complex.